Molecule: messenger RNA, 754 nt
Organism: Geodia barretti
Lineage: Eukaryota; Metazoa; Porifera; Demospongiae; Tetractinellida; Geodiidae
Source: the annotation of a GenBank genome assembly
AUGCUGACGCUGAUGGUCCUGUGUUUCCUGGUCAUUGAUCUGGCCAUGUUGGUGGUCUACUCGGCCGUGCAGGGCUCACGAGGAGAACUCGGAGCUGAGAGAGUCGAUGACGAUGAGACCAGCAACAUUGAGGAAGGAGUGAGGCCCUUUGAGAUGUAUAGCGCUGUCUUCUCAUAUCUUAAAACAGGGUCUGAGGGUUUGACCAUUGACACAAACCUUUUUGUGGCAUUAAGCUCUCUGGCCAGAGACAUCUUUCUUGGCAUCUUCUAUGGCUACAAGGCUCUCCUCCAAGUGUGUGGUCUGUUCCUGGCGUUUGCCACCAGGAAGGUAAAGGUGAAGGGUCUGGAUGACUCCAAGUGGAUUGCAGCCACCAUAUACAUCACCAGCAUUGUCCUGGCCAUCACCAUCCUCUCACUGUACACACUGGGUGGCCUGCAAAACAGAUUCUCUGGAGUCUUUACUGUCGGGCUCUUCAUUGGGACCACUUUCAUCAUGGCAUUUGUGUUUGUGUCAAAGAUGCAUACCCUGUGGAGGGAUCCAGAUGGGAAGAGAGUGUUCAGUAAGUCAAGUCCCAGUGAAAACCAGCCACCGUCUUCUUAGCGGAACAAGGAACAAUUUUUUAAACAGAUGACUAGUGUAUUAUUUUACCCAAUGAUACUGAUGAGUGGCAUUAAAAUUAGGUUCAUAAACAGUUUGUGAUAAAGGCUUGCAAUAUCAGUAUUCACUGUGCAAAGCAUAAUUUAUAAUGCACGUA